Molecule: messenger RNA, 1950 nt
Organism: Xenia sp. Carnegie-2017
Lineage: Eukaryota; Metazoa; Cnidaria; Anthozoa; Malacalcyonacea; Xeniidae
Product: dimethylaniline monooxygenase [N-oxide-forming] 2-like
Exons: 4
Coding region: 36-1772 (578 amino acids)
Molecular function (GO): flavin adenine dinucleotide binding; NADP binding; N,N-dimethylaniline monooxygenase activity
Source: RefSeq, a predicted model, not a curated record
UUCAACCAAAUUGACCAAAAGCAAAAUGUCAUGCUAUGAUGCAUUGGACUCAGAUACAAAAGGAGUUGCAUAAUAAGCGUUAUCAUCUUUCACGAUACAAUGCACAUUCAGUUGGCACUUUUUUUCUGAAGGUAGCGUGUGGUAAAUUUGUGCAGUGCAAUAGGGCAACUAUGACCGUCAAAGAGGUAGCGAUUAUUGGUUGCGGCGUGGCUGGCCUUGCGAGCAUCAAAUGUUGUAUCGAUGCCGGUUUAAAUCCAACGUGUUUUGAAAUACAGCAAAAUGUCGGAGGUGUUUGGAAUUACACGGAUGAGCCACGUCCAAAUUUAGCCUCUGUGCAUAGAAAUACUGUUACCAACACCAGUAAACAAUUUUCUGCCUAUUCGGAUUUCCCAAUGCCAAAAUCCUUUCCAAACUAUCUACCUCAUCGAUUAUUUCAGACCUAUUUAGAAUCUUACGCAAAGCAUUUUGACCUUGUCAAGCAUGUGCAGUUUGGCACCGAAGUCGUUCACUUACAAAGGAGCAAUGAUCACAAGGAUACAGGAAAAUGGCUAAUUUCAACCCGAAAAGCUGAUUCAGAGAUUACCACUAAAUCUUUUGAUGCAGUAAUGAUAUGCACAGGUCAUUUGUGGGAGCAGUUUACACCAAAAAUACCCGGAAUUGAUAAAUUUACUGGUACUAUAAUACAUAGUGGUGAUUACCGAACUUUUCACCCUUAUGUUGGAAAAAGAGUUGUGGUCGUGGGAUGCAGUAACUCUGGAGGUGAUAUUUCUGUUGAUAUUUGCAAUUAUGCAAACCAAGUAUACUUGAGUACAAGAAGUGGUGGUUACUUGAUGACUCGUGUUGGUCCAGGAGGGAAACCACUGGACUUUUUACUGACGAGAGCCAUUUCAAAAAUUGUGCCAGUAAAUAUUGCAAUGAAAAUGUCACCAGCUGUGUUGAAUAACAAGAUCGAUUUCAAAACCUAUGGCCUUCAACCUACAGGUACUUUUAAUGUCCACCAGUUUCCAUUUAUAAAUGAUGAAUUGCUUCACCACAUUAUUAGUGGAAAGAUCAAAGUCAAGAAAGACAUUAGAGAAGUAUCUGAAAACUCAGUGACUUUGAAAGAUGGCGAAAUUUUAACCAAUGUAGAUGCUUUGAUUUUUGCAACAGGUUUUAAGCACACUUAUCCAUUUGCCAGUGACAUAAUUGAAACAAAGGAAGAUUAUUAUGUUAGUCUUUAUAAGCAUAUGUUUUUGCCAAGCAAUGACCAACACACGUUAGCUGUGAUUGGAGCAAUUUUAGUACAAGGAGCAGAUGCACCUACAUGUGAGAUGCAAGCCAGAGUAGCAGUGGAAGUGUUUGCAAAGAAGUGUAUGCUGCCAAGCAAGUGCAAAAUGGAACAGGCAAUCAAAGACAGAGAAGACUUUUGGAAGAAAACUGGUACUUCUAAGUCAAACUACAUGCGAGUGCAUUUUCUACCAUACUUGGAUGAGCUUGGAGAAAUGAUUGGUGCAAAGCCAGACUUAUGGUCUAUACUAAAGCAAGAUCCUAUACUUGCAUUUAAAGUGUUAUUUAGCCCUGCCAUACCAGCUCAGUUCAGACUACAAGGACCAAACGCAUGGAGCGGAGCAAGACAACACAUAAUGGAUAUAAAUGAGCACUAUCUUGGUGCUUUUAAAGCCACAGGUGACCAUUCAUCAACGAAAGACAAGUCAAAUGGCAAUUUUUUCUAUUUUGUUUAUUUAGCCAUAUUAAUAAUAGUCAUGGCUUUAUUGUGGUCUUACUGCCAAUGAAUCAUAUACCAAGACUAGGUUAUGAGGGAACCACAAUGUUAUCUUGUGCCAUAUUUUUAACAAAUGUUAUUAUAAUUAAUGAAUAGACCACUAUAUAUUUUUAUAUACCACUAUAUAUUAACUUUGCAUAAAAUUUCAAAUAUAUUACUUAUAAAGAAUAAAUUGCUCAAGAAACUCU